CCAAAUAAGGGAAGGGCUGGCUGAAUAGGCCAUGCUGAUAACACUAUCAACAGCUUUCCCUAAAUGCUUCUCUCCUGAAAGGGAUAGGAAAAGGGUUUUCCUUCUUUGUUUUUCAAGUGAAGUUAGACAGUUUCCUUGUAUAUAAAAAAGGACACCGGCAGACUCAAAACAGUUGACUCUGCAAGCAGCUUUGAAAGGGAGCAGAUGAGAGCAAGAGGGCCUCUCGUGGGUUAUUGUGUGUUGUUUGAUGGGAAAGGAGACAGUCUGAGAGAUGAUGAGAAGAAAGAGUGACAAGGAUGACAGCAUCAGCCUCAUUGUGGAGAAGGCUGCACCGGAGGAACACUAUGGCAGUCUUGACACAAACGCAGGAAUGAUUGAAAAGAUUAAUGGACAGGAAAAGGAUAAAGAAGACCCAAAAAAGGAGAAGAGUUUAAAUGUGUUCAGUGAUGGAGUCACACAAAUAGACUUCGUACUGGUGUGGGAGGAGGACCUGAAGGGGAAACCGAAGGAGGGCGAACCUAGCAAGCACAAAGGCCAUUCUCCGAAUGAGAACCACGAGAAAUGGAGGCAGACUUUCCUCAAGAAACUGGAGAAAAGUGGCAUACGAAUCGAGAUGCAUUCUGUUCAAAGUGAGAAGACUGACAUUACCUAUGUGCUCCUCAACGCCCCCUGGACUGUGCAGUGCUACUACGCCGAGGAGCUCAGCCUCCGGGUCCCACUGCAGGUUGUGCCCCACCAGGUAUCGAACUGGUCAGACAAAGCCCUGAAGAAGAUGGGGAUCUCCAACAUCAUGUACCAAGAGGUCCCCAAUAAUCCACCUGACUUCUACACCUGCCAAUUCAGAGUCAGCAAGCUACAGAGAUUCAUUGGAAGUGAUAAUCCAGACACUUUCUUCAAAAAUACACAACGUCACCAAAUGCUGUAUGAGAUCCUGGCCCGGACGCCCUAUGGAUCACUGAAGAGAGGACAGGUUGGGAUCGACAGGCUGGUCAACGAAGAUGUUUUCAAAGCUGCCUACCCGCUACACGAUGGUCCGUUUAAAGUCCCGCCCGGAAACCAGGAUCCCAAAUCACUAAGCCUGCGUCAGAUCUUGUACGUGUACUGGGGUCAAUGGAAGUGCUGGUAUAAGUACCAGCCCCUGGACCACAUCCGGCAAUACUUUGGGGAGAAAAUCGCCCUCUACUUCGCCUGGCUGGGUUUUUACACAGGGUGGUUGUUACCUGCUGCUGUAAUUGGAACACUGAUUUUCAUCUUCGGGAUUUUCCUGAUGCUGAUUGACGAGCCAGCGAAGGAAAUAUGUGAGAGUGGAGAUAAAUAUGUUAUGUGUCCCCUGUGCAACAUCUGUGGCUUCUGGAACCUAUCCAGCAUCUGCAGCACAUUCAAGGCCGGCCUCCUGUUUGACUAUGGCGGGACAGUGUUCUUCAGUAUUUUCAUGGCUCUGUGGGCUGUCACCUUCCUGGAGUACUGGAAGCGCACCAAUGCCAUUCUGGCGCAUCACUGGGACUGCUCCGAGUUUGAGGAGAUUGAGGAGCGUCCACGGCCCGAGUUCACAGCGAUGGCCCCGAUGACCCUGCGUAACCCCGUGACCGGUUCGGAAGAGCCCUACUUCCCUGAGAGGAGCCGACUCAACCGGACAGCCACCGGCUGCAUGGUCAUCAUUAUCAUGAUCAUUGUGGUCCUCAUGUUCCUCAUCUCGAUCAUUCUGUACCGAACCAUCAUCAGCAUCUUCCUCUACCGCUCUGGAAACAGCAUCUUUGUGUCCUCGGCAUCUAGAAUCGCCAGUAUCUCAGGCUCUGUACUCAAUCUGCUAGUCAUCAUGAUUCUGUCCAAAGUCUACACCAGUCUCGCCCAAUUCCUCACCAGAUGGGAAAUGCACAGGACUCAGACUAAAUACGAAGACGCCUUCAUUUCCAAAGUCUUUUUGUUCCAGUUCAUCAACUUCUACUCCUCUCCCAUCUACAUUGCAUUCUUCAAGGGCCGGUUUGUGGGCUACCCUGGACACUACCAUACUUUACUGGGAAUCCGAAACGAAGAUUGUGGUGCUGGAGGCUGCCUCAUUGAACUGGCUCAGGAGCUGCUGGUCAUCAUGGUGGGGAAGCAGGUCAUCAACAAUGUGCAAGAGUUCAUCCUGCCGAAGGUGAAGAGUUGGUUUCAGAAGAAGAAGCUGAAGAUGAGGAAUGGGGAGGAAGAGUCUGAUGAGGUGCACACCCCUCCCUGGGAGGCAGACUAUGAGCUGCUGCUAUGUGAGGGGCUCUUUGACGAGUACUUGGAGAUGGUGCUGCAGUUUGGUUUCAUCACAAUCUUCGUGGCGGCCUGCCCGCUGGCCCCCCUCUUCGCUCUCCUCAAUAACUGGGUGGAGAUCCGCUUGGACGCUCAGAAGUUUGUGUGUGAGUACCGGCGGCCCGUGGUGGAGAGGGCCCAGGGGAUUGGGAUCUGGUUCCAAAUCUUGGAGGUCAUCACCCAUCUCGCCGUCAUCAGCAAUGCUUUCUUGCUUGCCUUCACCUCAGACUUCCUUCCGCGCCUCUAUUACCGCUACAAGAACCACGGCAGCCUGGUAGGAUAUGUCAACUUCACCCUGGCCUACGCACCCGAGGACUUCUCAAAUCACACCCAGUGCAGGUACAGAGAAUACAGACAAGUCAAUGGGGAUUAUUCACCGACCUAUUUCAACUUAUUGGCGAUUCGGUUGGGAUUUGUCAUUAUCUUCGAGCACAUUGUGUUCUUCAUCGGUCGUAUAAUUGACCUGAUUGUACCAGACAUCCCAGAGGAAGUAGAGAUCAAGGUGAAGAGGGAGCACUACAUUGCCAAAGAGGCCCUGGCUGAGAACCAGGCUUUGGGAAAAGCACUUUUGGAAGAGACAGACCAGCAACCCGAACUCAGGGAACGGCACAAGCCAAAACCUUAUGGAGGCCAUGAUUGAACGAGCUCUGCAAUCCCGUCUGGAGCAGGCGACUCUGUCACCAACACUCCCCCCCAUCCCUGAGGACCAGCAGCCAUCCUGAGGGGGUCCAGCCUGUCCCAGAAGAUCACAGUCAUCUCUGGCUUGAACAAACAUUGCCUCCCAUCACACAGCCUGGAGCUGUCAAAUCAUUCGACUUCUCUGAUAAUCAAAUCAGCAUGUUCCCGAAAACCAGUCUCAAACUGAAGCCUUACCUCCAUGGUUUUUAUGUCUUUAUUCACAACAGUCAUAGUUUAUGUUACUCGAUAUCCAGAGACUCUACAGAUCAUUUUGUGUGUUAAAUGUCUACAGAUUCGAAGUCUACAGAGUCAAAGAAACUUUUUGUUAACCAUACAUUGGGAACAGAUUGCCAAGUGUAAUCAAAAAUACAAAUGCAAAUGUCUGUUUAACAUACCUUUGACGUGUAAUAGAACAUUAGAAACCAAUAUCGUCAAUUGCAAGGGAAUGAUUGUGUAUGGUUGUACUGUAAGUAUGCUUGUGAUUAAAGGUUACAUUUGCCAACUCUACAAAUUAAUUCUAUCUGAUUGAUUUUUUUUGUAUUGCAAUAUAUAGUUUUCUUUUAUGAAGAUGGUUUUAAACACAAGGUCAGUCAUUUUAUCUAUACCCAGUAUUAGUUUGCAUUCAAAUGGCCUCAUCUAUUUCCAUAUGUAUUAAAAGGUAUAAAGUGUGCUUUGUUAACACUAGUAAAAUGGUGUAAAAUCAUUCAAAUUUACACCAUUGAAAUUAUUGGUUUCCAAAAACAUGCGGAAAACACUAUUUAAAUACUAGAAAUGUGAUUUAAACAGGAGCUUAAUGCCCUGCGGGGCAGUAUUAGUUGUAUUUAUAACAAAAAGAGGCUGUUUUCUGUUGUAUCUCAAUGGGCUGUAUAAACCUGGCACAAAACCAUACACAGCAUUUCUGCUAGGAAAAAACGUAGCCUGUCACAAUGACCUGUUACUUAAUAUUUUACUGAUGUUGUGUAAUAUUCUGCAUCCCCUUGAAUUCUGCAUCCCCUGACAUUACCCUUUAUAAAAUAAGAUGAAAGUUCUUCAGUUUAAAAUAUGUUUCAGUUAAAUUCACUGCGUAGCUUUAUUUUCAAAUGACAAAAUAUGUACAUUUAAACUAUUUGUAAACCAACGCAAAUAAUUUUUUAAUGUAAAAAAGAUUGCCAUGAGCAAAUUACUCUUACUCACACAAGUCAGCACUGUUGGAUGAUGACUCAUGAAUGUGCAAUCCUCCUGCUCAAAACAAUCACAACUAAAAAUGAAACUGCGCAUGCGGCAAUCAGUCAGGAGAUGCAGAAUUCAACAGCGGAACGCUUAUUACACGGAUAACUAAAGCCAUUUUCACAAGUUUUGCACAGCCUGGGUAUAUCUGAUUAUAGUCACGCACAAGAACAUUACAUGCUGACUGAAAUUUUAAUCCUUCAUAGCCACAGAGAGUGCGAAUCAUAUUAAAGCGUCUUUUCUUGCAUCCUGUGCAUUUAUUACAAGUGCUGUGAUACUCCUGAUCUCCAUUUCUCUUUACCAAAAUGGUCAAUCACAACAUUGAUGGCUGGGUCGGCAUAUGGUUGCAAGUCACUGUCACUGUUUGAUUAUUUGUCUGGGUUUAAAAAAAUGUCAAUGCAUGUCAGAAUAUCCAGAUAAUUUUCUGGAAAUCUUGCUAUUAACGAGUCGAUGAGCUCUUGAAUGUAGUUAGCCGAAACAUUGUUACAGGAUCUAAUGCUCCUCUCAUCUGUGUAUGACAUUUUGAUGCCCCUGUAAACGUGUAAGGAUGAAACUGUAAGUGUGAAUUUGCUUUAGUAACCCCUGUGUUUGAGCAUUCCCAUUAGUUGCCUUUUCAUCAAGUUCCAACACAAGGGGCGGUAUAGCACCCAAUUCAGUAUCCCCUCAGAAAUCUGUAUCCCAGGUGCAUUGCACAUGCAUAAAAUGAGAUCGUCCCACGGGCACGGCUGAUUCUUCUUUUUCUCGUGUCUGAUGUAAAAUACGAGUGAUGUGCAUGUGCAGCAGUGGUCAGCUGCGUUUUGUAAUCAUUUACUAAUGUUUUUGACAGGACGACAUGAUGUUUUUGUGAUAUGUAGUCAGCUAUGGUCUGUUUUCAUUAAAGUAUUUGACAAUCAAUAAAUCUUUAUUUUAUAUAGUGCCUUUCAUAGUGGUCCACCGUCACAAAGUGCUUUACAAGAUGCAG
Polyodon spathula (Mississippi paddlefish) is the source of this 5125-nucleotide messenger RNA. It is a transcript of the gene ano7, whose product is annotated as anoctamin 7. NCBI's taxonomy places the organism in Eukaryota, Metazoa, Chordata, Actinopteri, Acipenseriformes, Polyodontidae. Gene Ontology annotation, molecular function: chloride channel activity; protein dimerization activity. The transcript is spliced from 24 exons. Bases 272 to 2920 code for a protein of 882 amino acids. Gene Ontology annotation, cellular component: plasma membrane. Gene Ontology annotation, biological process: chloride transmembrane transport; calcium activated phospholipid scrambling. The record is from RefSeq and is a predicted model, not a curated record.